AUGUCGCGGAUUGAGCCAUGUAAAGGAAGGCUUGGAUUAAGGAGGUGGAUGGGGGGAAGGGGCACCCUGGCAGCAAGACAAUCGGUUCAUGCCUUCAGCCAAGCUUCAAAUCCUUCUAUAUUGUUAGGAAAAGAUUAUAUGGGAGGCUUCAACAGAGGGGACGAGGCACUAGAAGUUGGGGACGCUCUGCUAGAGUCAAAUGUCAUGGAUUUAGCCAUGUAA
Prunus armeniaca (apricot) is the source of this 222-nucleotide messenger RNA. Lineage: Eukaryota; Viridiplantae; Streptophyta; Magnoliopsida; Rosales; Rosaceae. The record is from the annotation of a GenBank genome assembly.